Messenger RNA from Trametes versicolor FP-101664 SS1, 396 nucleotides. RefSeq lists its product as uncharacterized. The transcript is spliced from 4 exons. Bases 1 to 396 code for a protein of 131 amino acids. The record is from RefSeq and is a predicted model, not a curated record. NCBI's taxonomy places the organism in Eukaryota, Fungi, Basidiomycota, Agaricomycetes, Polyporales, Polyporaceae.
AUGCCCCCUCUCGAGCCCGCCCCCACAAGGGGUGCGGCAGCCGCCUCCACAGAUGGUGCUGUUGGAGCGGGCGCGGCUGCCGGUGCCCCCGCGGGCAUGGCAGGCAUGGCCGACAUGCUUCGCAAUAUGGGCAUGGGCGGCGGGGGCGCGGGCGGUGCGGGCGGUGCGGGCGGGAUGCCCGACCUCGCGGGCCUCAUGAACAACCCGAUGAUGAUGCAGAUGGCACAGCAGAUGAUGCAGAAUGGCGGCCUCGAGCGCCUCAUGCAGAACCCCUCGGUCGCAAACAUGAUGAACCAGAUGCAGUCGGGCGGCGGCAUGCCGUCCAUGGCGGACCUCAUGAGCGACCCCAGCCUUCGGGACCUAGCGGGUCAAUUCGGUGCUGCUUCACACAGGUAA